GUCGCUUUGAUGACCGGCCGCGCUGGGUCUCCGCUGCAGAGCACAACCGUACGCAACCAACAGAUGGCUGGCGGUGGUAUUACCGCUACUUGGUUCGGCGGGGCGAGCGCAGCUGCGAGUACAGGGACGAGUACAUGCUACGAAGACACUUCACCUUUUAUUCCAACGAGUUCGCAGCACAUGGCGGUCUUGAAGGAGACGCGAUAAGCAACGUCACCUCCUCCUCCUCCGGACCCCAGCCUCCCUGGAGUUCAGCCCAUGUGUGUCCGCACUUCCUCAACGUCAUCAUGUUACGGGAGCCGCUAGCACGACUGCGCUCUCACGUGCGCUGGAUCAUCAAGGUGUACCGUACAGAGUACGGCAAGUCGUACGAGCCCUUCUUCCGGGGCCGGGACGCGGACUACUGGAGACGCUUCGCACCUGCAGCGGUUGACAACUACUACAUUCGGUUGCUGCUAGGGGAGGCUGUGUUUUACGCGCCUACAGGCAGCAUCAACACGACACAUUUGGAAGCAGCGAGGCUCAUGUUGUUGCAG
Astrephomene gubernaculifera is the source of this 536-nucleotide messenger RNA. The record is from the annotation of a GenBank genome assembly. NCBI's taxonomy places the organism in Eukaryota, Viridiplantae, Chlorophyta, Chlorophyceae, Chlamydomonadales, Astrephomenaceae.